AUGUUGGCUGCCACUUCAGAGGAAAGAUCCCAUGAUGCAACUUCUCAGACGUGUGGAAAAGAACAAAGUUUCAGGCCAAAUCCCAAGGUCAAGAAAAAGGCCCACUCUCCCACUGUCAACAUUUGUUCUGGGUAUCAAGUGACGUUACCCCCUCUGCACCCAGAGCCACGAUGCUUCUCAGCAGCCUCAAUGGGCAGGUCCCUAUUCAGUCGUGCCUCCAUCCGUCACAGUGUUCGAUCUGACAGCCCUUUAUCAGUGGUGGAACUUCCUCGUCUUGUAGCCGAAGUUGGAGCGAAGAAGGCUAUUGGUGAUGCGAAAUGGACAGAAGGACCUCGACUAAUGGCCUCAGCAUUAGGCACCGACAUCCCUUUCAAAACUGCACAGAGUUUCACAGAGAAAGAUGGAGUCACGACGAGUAAGAAUAAAAAGAUAACCGCUGAGAAAGACUGGAAAGCGACCAAAGCAAAUAACGUUCCUCUUACUGGCGCAGAGGUUGUUCAAUUAUUUGUCAAGAAAAGAGACCUGGGAGAAUUGGAGCUUUAUUACCUGAAAGAAGUGGAGAGUGACUCUUACAGACCCUAUGACCUGCAGGUGGUCCAUUCAAGUGAAGCUGGUUCAGAGCAUUACAUCUUCUCCCCUAAUACCGUCAUACAUGUGACAGAGACGGGUUAUGGUGGACUUGUCAGUCUGGCACGGUGGUACAGAGAGUCUGUGUUAUGGAGAGCUUUGCAGGAAAUCACAUUUUUCAGGGACUUCAAAAUGUGGAAAGCUUUCACCUGGUGGCACAGAAAUGUACGCAAGAUCCUCUUUCAUCGCAAGCGUGACAAACUGCAGGGUACGCUGCUCAUAGCUGUACCUCAGUUCAGAAAUGCCCUUUUUCUUUUCUCCAGAGCAAUUGAAGAACUGAAAGGGGCACACUUGCUGCCUCAGGAUGAGUCACAAACCUACACACUGCUGGAAUUCAAGGAUGUUCUGAUAACCAAUAAUGAAGAGUGUCUGCAGAUAUUGGAGAAGAUAUCACAGUAUCGCGCUGUCAUCCUAAACGCGGUGAAAGAGAACUGCUUUAAGGCCUACCAGGAGCUCCAGCUGCACCGUGAAUAUGCAAAAAAGCCAAAUAAAUGCUACGAACCCAUUCACCUCCAACUGGUCCACCAGCAGGAUCUGAAGAAAGAGUUGUCACAGGCUGAAAGCACCUUGGGGAAACUGGGCAACUUUGCUGCUCUCAUUAAUCAAAUGAUUGUGCAGAGUCUCAUCACGAUCAUCAGACAACAUGUAACAGCUUUCCUCAACAAUGUUUUGAAGAGGGAGAAAUCUCGGCAGGGCUGUCUCUUCCAAACUGAACUGUGUUUCAGUGCCAGUGGUCAGCUGGCCCUAGAUCCACAGAUACAUCAAUUUCAAGAAGCAGUGAAUGAAGCACUCCUGACUGUUGGCAACUCUAUUAUUCAGAUGUGUGACACUUGUGGAUUAUUCCUGGAGGUAAGCAACGAUGUCUUCAACUCUGGUUUGGCUCAGGACUCAACACCUGACUUCAGCUGUAUUGAACAUCCGACUGUUACAGCAGGAGAAAAUAAGGACAAUGACGGGAUGACUGUUCACAGAAAGUUUUGCUGCUGGCGGAUGCUCAGAGAACAGUCAGCUCACUCGCUGGUUCUGCCAAAACUGACCUUGAUAAUGGGGCAGGGCAACCGGAUGCAAGGCUGCUACUAUCCUCUCUCCAAAGAACAGCUGGUGUGGCACAUCAGCAUCAAUGAUGUUUCAAAGCAAGUUCAGAGAGAGCAGACUGAUAUCAUGCAGGAAGCUCAAUCAGAAAUCCAGCAGCUGAGUGAGAGGUACAGAUGGUUGGUGGAUAUUCAUUUGUUCAUUAGUCUGUGGAGUCGAGCCUCUUUGGAGUCCAUGAAGUCUGCUUUACUUUAUGAGGAGAAUAUUAAGAAGGUGCGCCACUGGUGUGAAAGACUUCACACAGUUCCCUCAUCAGUGUCUACCUCCAACCAGCUAUUCAUCAUCCACUGCACGCAAAUAAAAGAAAAUCUUGGGCAGCAGUUGAGUUUUAUUGAAGAAGAAGUUCAAGAGCAGCUAGUUGAGCAGAUCAAACUGCACUCAGAGAGCCUCGUAUCAGACUUGGAGAGGGCUACCGCUGAACUCAAGACAGAGCCCCAAGACUUACAUGACCUCUCAACAUACGCUCUUAUGCUGAGGGAGUCUGUUAAAAGCUUGCCUGACAUGCAGAAACGUUUGGAGUACAUUCACUCCCUCCAGGAUGUUUGCAUGAACUACAGGAUGGUGACUGAACAGGAGCAGAGUUUGGAGGAAAAGAUGCUGGGCUUGUGGGAUUGCCUUUUUCCCCUCAUGAAGCAAGCAGAUAGCAUUGUGUGCCAUCGUCUUCCUUCAAUGGCUAGCGCAGUGGACACAAUGUUCUCAUUUUUGGUCCUUGACCUUAAAAAUAUGGUUUCUAAUGCCAACUUUGGACCGUUCCUUGAUCCAACCAAUAAUGCUGACGAAAUGGUCUCCAAACUGAACUACAUGUGUGCUCAUGUGCAUACUCUCAAAACAAAGUUGGAAAAGCUUAGUAGGAACAGUGAAAAUCUACAAGAAAACCCAAUGGAUUUGACUGUUCUAACCACAGAUGUUCAUAAAAUUGAGUCCCGUAAGGAGCUGUGGGAGCUGAAAGCUCUAUACAGAACAUGGAUAAAAGACUGGAAGAAGCUGCUGUUCACUGAGGUUGUGGUAUCUCAAGCUCAAGAAAAAAUUGCCAGGUGGCAGGAGCAAGCUGUAUCUCUAACAAGCACCAUACCUACUCAUGAUGCAGUGCUGCAGGAGGCUUUAGGAAAUCUGGAGAGUUUAAGGCAUCAGCUUGCAGUCAUGGCCAAGCUGCAGAGCCCCACACUCAAACAUAAACACUGGAAAGCUAUUUUCCAAGGCAUGGGCCUACGGUAUGUCCCAGAGAAGAAGGUGACUGUUGCUGAACUGAUGUCUCAACAGCUUGACGUUCACCAUAAACUGAUUAACAAGAUAUACAGGGAUGCACAAGCAGAGUGUGAAAUGGAGCAGGGCUUCCAAAGGCUUCAACAGGGAUGGAAAGCCAGACUCUUCCAGCUGGAUAAAUUCAGAACUCCUGUGUGGCAGUAUUGUGAGAAACAACAUGGAUUAGCACAAAAGCCCACAGAUGACAAGGUUUUAAAUUCCCAAACUGGCAGUCAAACCUCUUUUAAUGAUGUCAGAUUCAUUGUCAUUGGUAUGAAAAUCCACUUUAAUCAGACAGAAAAUGAUUUGAUGACUUUGUCCAUCAUGCUGAAGUCUCCACACAGCACUGAGUUCAGGUCGCAGGUGGAAGAUUGGAUGCAGUUGCUAAAAGAACUUGAGAAGAUGCUUGAUUUAUUCGAAAAAUACCAGCAAAUAUGGGCCCUCCUGACCAAGGUGUUAAAUGAAACAUCCUUUAGUGUUCGGAGAGUGGACCUGCUGGAGCGUUUCAAACCAGUUGAUGAGACAUUUAAGAACAUUAUCCACUCUAUAUCAACUGACCCUCAUGUGUUGAACCUUGUUCAUUCCAAGACAACAAAUGACACAUUCCAUGGUAAUAGCCUUUGCCAGAUUCUCACUGAUGGUCUUUCUACAAUGGAAGCUAUUUACAACCAGAUGGUGGAUCUCCGAGAUGCCCUCUCUGAACUGUUUCCAAGACUCUGGUUCUUGACUGACAGGGAAGUAAUAAAACUACUUUCGUUUCACCAAACGCCCUCCACACUGCUACCCUUUGUACGCAAAUUCUUUAAAGGGGUACGCUGGCUCGAGGUGGAUUGUGAAAUGCCAUCUAAUACAAGCGAUCCAAAGAGUUGUGGGGCUACAUCUGUUAGCCACAGACAGAUGAAGGUGCUUGGGGUUUCUGGCAGCCCACAGGAGCACAUUACCUUUCUUUCUCCUUUGGAGCCAAAUCUCAAUCCCUUGGUUUGGCUUUGUGCCUUUGAGAAACAAUUCAAGUUGACAAUGGCACAGCUCCUUAAAAAAUGUGCUGAUGUACACAGCCAACUUGAUUUAUCCAAUCAAGACUUGGCAUGUGAUAAUAAAGUUGGAGACAUUCUGUUCCAUAUAGCUAAUAGGAGGAAAAAUGCGCAACCUGUGCUUGAUAUGCUGUCUGAAUAUCCUCUUCAGUGUGUGCUGGUGGCUGAGGAGGCAGUAUGGUACAGUGUUGUUCGACAAACUUUCAAUGAAUCAAGCCCGAUGAAGCUGAAAAACGUAAAGGCAUACAACUGUGCAAAACUGAAAAAGCUUGGCCAGUCCAUAAGGGAUAGAGUCACAGGGUCUGAAAGUGAAUCACUGGUUUCAAAGUACAUGAUGAUGUGCCUGCGUGCUUUAGUGCAACUGACAAUGAAUCAUGCACAGCAGCUAUCUCGACUCAUGGAGGUGGAAUGUGAGCUGGAAUCAUCUUUUGAAUGGCUAAGUUUGAUGAAAUAUUGUAUAACCUCAGAUGAUCAGAGUGUGAGAAGCAAUGAUGAUUCAACAUGCUACGUGGAUGUUUUGGACCAUCGACUCCAGUAUGAUAAUGAAUAUUUUGGUCCGGAAGAUUGGGUGAUGGUGCAUUCUCCCUCCACAGAUCGGGCGAUAAUAGGGAUUCUCCUUGCUCUUACAAGCUACAGAUGUGGGUUUAUGAGUGGACCUUGCAUGUCUGGAAAGAAAAAGACUGUGGUCCACUUAGGGAAAGCGUUGGGGCGACAGAUUGUCAUUAUACACUGCUCUCCAAACUUGAGACCCAAUGUUGUUCAGCAGAUGGUGUUUGGUGCUCUCCAGACUGGAGCAUGGCUUCUGCUGGACUCUGUGGACUUACUAACGCAAGGGAUCCAGUCAUCACUGGGACAGUAUCUAGAAGACAUUUACCAAUCCUUCUCUGAGUUACUGAGAAAGAAGAAUCAAACUGUGAAGGAAGAGCUAAAGGAUGGGACUGCUGAUGGGAUCAAAGCUUGCAAAAACAUUGUGGAUCCAGAAUGCCAUAUAGUACUGACAGGGAAAAGCAUUUCUGCUAGACUAAGCUAUGCCUGUGUUCUUAUCUCAUCAAAAGGGUACAUAUCCGAAGUUCCACAAAGUCUGCUAUAUGCAACCAGACCUGUUGCAUUAACCCAUCCAGAUUACAGGAUCAUUGCAGAAGUAAUGCUGACCUCCAUUGGUUUCUCAGAGGCAAUGUCUUUAAGUCAGCGUCUGGUAUCCCUCAUCAGCUUGGCCAAGGAUUCCCUCUAUCUGCCUGAUUUCAUCACUGAACACCAAAGCGGCUGUCUUGUUGUCUUGCAAAAGAUCAUCGCUGCCUCUGAAAUACACUUACAACAAAGUGUAAGGGAACGAGAAAUUUCAGAUAAGGCUAAAGGAUUGGCUGCAGAAGAAUCUGACCUUACAUCUCCACAGAAUGUGACUGCUGGACUUGUUGAGAAUGAUGGAGAGGAAGCUGAAAAGCCUUCUGUGUUGCGCAGCUCUCAUUUCCAAAUUAUACGGGGAUUAAUAGAGGAGACAGCUAUUGUCAAAGCAAUUCUUUCUGUGUUAAUACCUGUUAUUCAUGAGUCCAAGAAAGCCUCACAGUUCUACAUCAUUUUCAAGGACACAUUUCCUAUCGUAUGCCAGUUUCCUCUUUUUCAACAAUAUAUUGAUGAAGAAGAAAAUAACCGACUUAAAGAGGCAGUCACUGAAGAAUUGGAAAGAAAACAGUUUCAAUCUGACACAGAAAUAAUUGGCAGAGCUCUCACACUUUACCAGACCAUGAAAUUCUCUCAGGCUGUUAUGCUUGUAGGACACACGGGUAGUGGAAAAACAACCUGUUUUAGUGCUCUCGCUGGAGCACUCAGUAGUCUGGCUGCCAAGGCAGGAGAAUAUGUGUUCGAAAAUGACAGUAUGAUUGAAGAAAGUACCCCACAGGCAGACUUGCAGAUCUCUGCCUUAACCUGGAGCUAUGUUGACACUGUGGUCUUAUUUCCUAAUGCUAUGUCCCAUGAAGAGACAUUUGGAUACUUCUGUGAAAAAACAGGAUGGCAAGAUGGAGCUGUUGCAAAGGUGUUGAGAGAUUCUGAAAGACGUGAAUGCACAAGUUCUGAAAUGUGCAAGAGUAGGAAAAGUGAUCAGACAGCAAUUGUAAAAUGGCUGGUAAUGGAUGGAGAGCCUACGGGGCAACCUGGCUGGUUAGAUUACUUAACCACACUGUGCAAUCUUGAGGACCCAUAUCUGUACCUGUCAUCAGGUGAAACACUUGUGCCAUCCCAAUCACAUCUUAAACUACUUUUGGAAAUCACUGACCUAAGUGAUGCAAGUCCCUCAGCAGUGACCCGUUGCAGCCUUAUUUAUUUCACAGGAACUGAUCUGUGGAAGGCUGUGUGGAAGACUGAAAUGAACAGUCUCCUUUGUGAACACAGACUGGAUCAUGGGACCUUGAAAAUGUGGAAUCUUUUGGCUGAAGAUCUUUUCUCCAGCACCCUGGGUUUGCUAAAGCACAAUGCGGUUCACAGUGAAGGAGCAUCUUGUAAAAGCUCAACAUAUGGACUGCAAGAAAUCAUGUCAUUCAGUCGGAUCCUACGUGCCCUUCUGCAACAUUUUGGAAAGGAAGUAGAGAAAUCUGAAGCAGCAACACAAAUUGACAAAAGAGAUAUACCUUUACAUAGAACUGACACAUCAGAUGCUGAAACGAAAGAAGGAAUAUUUCUGAUGGCUUAUAUUUGGGGGUUUGGUGGACAUCUACAUCCUCGCCACUGGCCACAGUUUGACAUUGUAGCCCGCCAGGUUCUGUUCAAUAGCCGGUACAAACUUGUGGUUCCAGAUGAAGAGACUGUGUUUGAACACUUUUUUGGCAUCAACAGUAAGAUAUUCCACAGAAAAACACUGUUGACAAAUUCCAUCACUCUCAAGUACAGGAAAUAUACCUAUCUCCUGAACUUCAUGUUGGAAGCAAACCAGCCAGUGUUGCUUGCAGGAGAGCCUGGUUCAGGAAAAACCACUCUGUGUAAGACUUUGCUGGGCUUUGACAAGCCACAUAUUAGCCUCAGUCCACUCCUGAACUCCAGAGACCUGCGCACUAUAUUGAAUAGCCUCAGUAACCAGAAGACCUGCAAAGAAACCAUGUGUUCCAUGACCAAACAGUCAGGCCUGCUCCUUUUCGUGGAUGAUUUGCAUGAAGCCCCAUGUGAUGUGUUUGGGAAGAUGUCAAGGGCUCUAGAGACGCUACGACAAAGUAUUUCAAAAGGAGGGAUUCUUACAUUUGAUACCAACCACUUGAGUCCUGGAACAAUCAGCUACAUGGCUACCUGUUGUGUCUCUGAAUUGGGCAAUCACCACAGUCACAUGAUUACUUCCCGGCUGUCACGCCUGUUCUCCAUUUUUGUGCUUCCAAGCUUAACCAUAGAUGGUAUAUUGUCUAUACAUUCUCCUCAGUUAAAACUCUGGCUCCAAAACAUGCCAUUUAUCGAGAGUGUUGCGGAUAUGGCAUGUUGUAUCAUCACUGCAACUAAGGAUUUGUAUCAUGCGGUUGGUGAGAAAUUCCAGGCCAAUGUGCAGAGACCCUAUGUAAUGUUCUCCUGUCAUGACCUGCAAAAGAUAUUUCGGGGGAUGCGCCUGCAGCAGCCUCACAUUCCUUUUACAGUGACAAUGCAGAAAAAGAAAUAUGCACCGCCAAGUUUUCCUCCAGUCCAGACAGGGCCUGCAGCAGCAGUGCUGAACAUAGCACAUCUCUGGAUGCAUGAGUGCAUGCGUACUUUAAGUGAUAGGUUAUGUUCGGAGGAUGAAAGCAAAACUCUUCAGUCACUCAUAGCCAAUAUAGCAUCAACAAACUAUGGAAUAAGAUUGGUUGAUGAACCCACCGUCACAAGCCUCGCUGUUCAGAUACUACCCAUGGACACGUCAAGCACCUGUAAGCCAAUGGGUCAGAGUCCAGAUGCACUAAAUCUGGUACAAGAGCCAAAACCAGCUGGUCAAUCAGACCUUCAGCUAGACUUUACAUUGACUGGGCUAUACUUUCUGUCUGAAAACAAUCAUUCGGAAGAGGCAAACCUAAAAUCCCACCCUCUGCAGCCCCAGAUUCUUCAGCAUAUGGAGGAUGUAAUGGCUGAACUUGUCUAUUGUCCUGAGCUCUCUGAGGCCUUGAAUCAGCAACACAACUUCAAAUGUAGCUCUUCCUAUCAGGAGCGAGACCUUGAUGUACUAGUGCAGCAGGUAUCUACAUUCAUGGACAGAAAAGAGGAAGACAAAGGACAGGAAGUUGAUAAUGCCUACAACAUUACAUCCAAAUACAUCAUACACAGACAUAGGGUGUGUCAGCUGCUACAUAUCCUCAGGGCUUUGCUCAUUCCUGGAGGUCAUGGUGUGCUGAUUGGCUCAGACAGAGGCACAGGCCGCAAAACAUCUGUGCGUUUAGCUGCUUAUAUUACAGGCUACCAGUUGAUGGAGAUACAUCCUGGUAAUGAGAGUAAUUUGCAUAACAUACUAAGAGAGGCUGGGAAUCAAACUAGAGUGGAUGGCGUUAAUGUCAUCAUACUGGUCCAUGAGGGGAUUAGCCUGUCUGUCAGAGAAGAAAUACUAGUGGCAAUGGCCCACAGUACCUACCCUGGGCUCUACACAGAGGAGGAGCUGAUGAAUCUUGUUUCCAGAGUGACUGCUGUGAACUACUCAAAAAGAUACCUUAUGGACACUUGGACAUUUGAAAAGUACUUGAGCCAAAUGUACAGAAAUGUACAUGUGUUCCUGUUGAUGCCCUUCACUAUGCCAGACAGCAGCGAGAUACCUGCUAACAAUGGAACCACUCGAUGGAAUGUGCAAAUGACCAAGGCCCUGAAUCUUAGCUGCUGUGUGGAGGUGUACCAGCCUUGGUCUAAUCAGUCUUUGGUGGAAGUUGCUUCUCAAUACCUAAAAACCAGUCCCCCAAAAGUGAUGAGAGAAGGUUCAGAGGCCAGUCUGUCUGUGGCUAUGGCAGGAAUUCAUCAAUCUGCAUGUCAGUAUGCUUCUGUCCUUCUAAGAGCUCAGCCUUUCAGCCCUCAGACAUAUAUGGAGUUUAUUGCCCACUUUGGUUACCUUUGCAACCACCUGCAUAAGCAAUGGCAGGACCAAGCCAACAGAGUUACCGCUGUUAUGUCUCAUUUGGAUGUCAUAAACAACACAGCUGUGAAUUACAAACAGAACUUAAUAAGACUGCAAGAGAAGGUCCAUGAGACACAGCAGCUUGAGAAUGAGAUCCAAAGAGCUGUAGAUGAUCAUAGGAGCCUGCUCGAGGAAGCCCAGCAAAGAUGUGUGGAAGAGGAGAAUGCACUUUGUGGCUUAGAAGACCAGAUCAGUCACAUUCAGAAACAGAUUACACCUGUAUUCCAGUCAGGUCUCAAGAUUUUCAAGUGUCUGAAUCCAUCUGACCUGGAGGAGGUGCGCCACUACAGAGAUCCACCUGAUGGAGUGGUGAAAGUUAUGGACGCAAUUUGUUUGUUGUUUAAUCGUCCACCAGGCUGGGAAAGUGCUAAACAGCUUCUUGGACAAUCCAACUUUUUCGAGGAGUUGGAAUUUUUUGACCGCUGCAGACUGACAAAUGAACAGCUGCAGCAGCUUGGCCAGAUAAUUCAAAGCCCCCUGUUUGUACCAGAAUCUGUGCGAGAGGUGAGCAAGGCCUGCGAGUCCCUGUGCCGAUGGGUCCAAGCUGUGUAUGAGUGGAGCUGUAUCCAGUACCACCUGUUGGUGAAGCAGCAGUUGGAGGUGCUGGCUGGAAAGGCACGCGAUCAACUGUACCUGGCCAAGCAGCAGAAGGAAAAUGCAUAUCAUUGUCUAGAGGAUGUUAAGUUUGAGCUGCUGUUUGUACAAGAGGCCCUAAAGGAACAAUUACUGCAGCUGCACAGAGCUGAGAGCAUGGAAAGAGUAGCUGCUACAGUUGCAAGGCUGUUAAAGAGACAUGUCAAAUACUGGAGGGCAGCUGCUCAGGAGGUAGAGUUGAAUAAUCAAACCUUACCAGGAGAUGCUCUUAUCCUGGCUGCAAUCAUCUCAUAUUUAGGCCCCUUUGCACCUGACAUACGCACAGAACUGCUGAGUAAGUGGAGGGAGCUAUGUCAGACAGGAGGCAUCAACAUAAACCCCAAGGACCCCAGAGCCUCUCUGUUUACAUACUCUGACACAGCACCUCCUUACCCCACACUCGGUUUUCCUAUCCCUGUGUCUGAGAGGCUUCAGCUGCCUCUGGGUCAGGCAUUAUGUAUGAACAAGUGGCAGCUCCAGAAGACAACAUCUGUCAGAUUGGUGGUGAAGCUGCUGCUGUGGGGCUGCAGGAGUACCUGGGUUCAGCGCUGGCCUCUACUGGCAGACACCCAGCAUCAUCUGGAGAUAAGCUGUCAAAACUGCCUCAUCACAGGAGAGAAAGCCAAACUUGAGAAGGAGUUAGAGUGCAGGAUGGUGGUUUGUGCUGAUGAUCCAAAGCUGCUGGACAAACUAGACCAGGCUGCUGAGAAAGGUCUCAGUGUCUUAGUUACUCAUGUGGAACGUGCAAUCCCCAGCCCACAAUUUAUGGCCAGACUGGCACGCCCUGCUGGAUGUCACCUUCCAGGAUUAAAGCAGCAUGUUCAGCAGACCCACCCCAACUUCUGCCUCUUCCUCAGCACUGAUCUGCCUGUUCGACUGCUUAGCAGUGUGAUCCCUCCGUCCAUCUUGGCUCAAGUAUGUGUAGUUGACCUCUCUGUGAGCUCGGAAGAGAUCCAGGAGCUGAUGCUGACACAGCUGCUGCAGUCUGAGUGUAAAGACCUGCUGAUUCGACACCUGCGGCUCCAGAAUGACAAGCAGGUGCUGCAGAAGAAAAUGGUCGCAGAAGAGGAUGCUCUGAUGGACGACAUGCUGCAGUGUAACACCACAGUGCUGCAGGUAUCUGAUUUACUCCCUUGUGUGACGGUUUGUCAAGAAGCAAUGAAGACACUACAGGCAGAGAUCCAGUGUCUAAGUGAGGAGCUCAAGUACCACGAGUCCCUGCUGGCUGCUCCUCGACAAUUAAUGAGGCUUGCCGCCGCCCUCUACCAGGCUUUGCAAGAGGUGUCUCGUCUUUCUCCUGCCUACUACUUUUCCUUAUCUGGCUUCAUCGCAGUGUUGCACAAGGCCGUCAUUGUGAAGGGGAGACCAUUUGUGUCACUCACCAUUGGGAAAGAGCCAAGGGCCAUAAUACCAGAGAUCAUGAACAGGAUGGUAGAACAACUGCUGGUCCAAUACAGACCUCGUCUCUUUAAGGAUCAUGUUGCUGUUCUGAAGAUGCUUGUGUCUGUGGCUCUGCUCCAGCACAACCAUCUCUGCUCCGAGGCUGAGAGGGCCGUCUUUUUCAAGGGCCUUAUAGACAUACAAAGUCCUGUUACUAAAGUGAAACCUUGCUCCCCUCCUGCUACUGCCUCAGAGUCCUGCAAUCCACUGCCCACCUGGAUAUCCCCUCAUAUCCACCCAGAACUGCUCUGCUUAGAAAGGAUCCCGGCCUUCAGAGGGUUGACUGACUCUCUUGCCACUUCCCCCAUGCAAUGGCAGGAGUAUCUGCACUUCCCGUCCUCCAAUAUAGUAGGGACCGUUCCCUGUCGCUCUCACUCCCAUCUGUCCUUGCUACAGCGGGCUCUCCUGUGGAAGACCGUUAUCCCGCAUUGCCUGGAAGAUCUAGCUGAGGCCAUGGCUGCCUAUCACCUCUGCCUGUCUGGACAGACCGCAGGGACUGAGGGGCCUCACACUGGGAACCCAGAGGCCCUCUCUAGAUUAUUUGUCAAACAUCAACCCAUCAUUCUUACAUUGCCCAGUCCAUGCAGAGAUGAGUGGACAAGCAUUCAGCCACUUCACUUAAUAAAACAAAUGGCCCACUGUGUAGCAGAAACAAAGGAGGUUCAGGUGAAAGUCAUAUCUUUUGGAGGUUUGUGUGACAAAGAGUUCAUCCUCUCGACUCUGAACAAAGCAGCUAAUAAUGGCCACUGGUUGGUUUUUAAUAACUGUCACCUGUUAGACCAGUGGGACGAUAAAGUACUGAUGCACCUCAAUCAGUUGAUCUCCUCUUUCAAAGCGAUGCCAUACAUAAAAAGCCAGAUACACCCAUGCUUCCGGCUGUGGUUUAUAACUGAAGAAAAUGCAUCCUCCUCCGUACCUGCGGCAGUGCGAAUGUGUGCCUUGCCUCUGGUCUGUGACUCUGCCUGGGAUGUGAAGGAGGAAUUGAGCUGCUCCUUGCGACAGGUGGUGACCACCGUACAGCGCCAAUCACUGUCAGGUGUCACAGCUGAUGACAUGGAGCUCCUUCUCCGCUGUGCAGUCUUCCAUACUGUCUUACUGCAGAGACAGACUUAUAAAUACCUGGGCCAGGGGAGAAUCCACUGCUGGAGCCAGGCAGACCUCCAGGCUUUGGUGGAUGCACACAUUUGUAUUGCCAGUCUCUGCCAUAACAAGACUAAGGCUUUGCAGUAUAUAGCAGUCAAUCUGGUGCAUGGCGGUCAUGUAUUGGAUUCUGCAGAUUUGGAGGUGGUAGAGAAUGUUGCCAAGACCUGCCUCAGCACAGCGGCACCUCUCUCAGACAGUGGACCACACAUCCUGUUAAAUAUUAUCAGCAGCACUGGCCACUUCGAUGUGUCAGGACUGCUGCAGGUUUUGGAACAUGAUCCUUGGGAUUCGGCAAAUAUCAGUGACCCCCUUGUGUUGGGUUUCAGUGCUGAUGUGGCAGCUGAGAUGAAAAAGAUCAACAACCACAAUAUGAGCAUACUUCUGCAGGCCUCUCAGACUCUAGGAACGAGAUGUUUCAGCACUGAACUGAACCAGCCUGUCAUACUGCCAGCCUACAGCCACACUAGAGACCGGCUGCAGGCUCUGCAGAGUUACCUCAAGCACAAGAAUGACAGCAGAAUUACAAAUGCAGGAGCUGUUUCUCACAAUCCCCUACGUGACUUCUUGCAGGCUGAAUGGGAUGAUCUAAUCGAUUUGGUGUCCUCACUUCUCUCACAGCUCCAACAGCCCGUUCAUAAUGGCACUUCAACCUUUGCUUCCUUCCUCAAGCUCACUGACUUGUCUCGCUUGGAGAGGAGGGCAGAGUUACUUAGGGCUUAUCUCUGGCAAUACAACACUGCAGAUCCACCUGGUGCCUAUCGCCUGUCUGCUUUCAAAAAUGCCAAAGGUGUUCUGGUGGCAUUGAUGAGAGAAGCUGCUCAUGUAAAUCGCAAAUAUGUCAGUGAUAUAGCUAUCCAUUUUCAGGUUCUGAGUGAUUGUACAUACCCAGCCUCACUUCCCACAGAUGCUGUAUAUUUGUGUGGCCUGGAGCUGAAAGGGGCAUCAUGGGAUACACAGACAGAAGUCCUACAAGACACACACUCUCCUCAGCCUUGCUCAUUGCCUCUCGUUUGUGUCAAAGCUCAAGUGAAGAAGGCAGAUAGCUCAAAUUUAAGGGACACCAGCAACGUCCAAGUCUCAGAUGAUUCUCCGCCAACUGCCCCUCAAUUACCAGUUUAUCACUGCCCGCUUUAUCUUGAUGAAGAGCAGGAGACAGGAAUCUGGGGACUGGCUGAAGCUAACGUUAUUACUACACUUCCCCUUCAUACCAAGUUAAAUCCUGUGUUGUGUAGUUUAAGGAGGGUGAGGCUAGUGAGCAGGUUCUGAGUGAACCGACCUGCUACUAACUGCUGUGAUGCAUCUGGCAGAUGCUAAAAUACACUGAUGCAA
Molecule: messenger RNA, 13635 nt
Organism: Scomber scombrus (Atlantic mackerel)
Lineage: Eukaryota; Metazoa; Chordata; Actinopteri; Scombriformes; Scombridae
Product: dynein heavy chain domain-containing protein 1-like
Exons: 43
Coding region: 1-13572 (4523 amino acids)
Biological process (GO): microtubule-based movement
Cellular component (GO): dynein complex
Molecular function (GO): minus-end-directed microtubule motor activity; ATP binding; ATP hydrolysis activity
Source: RefSeq, a predicted model, not a curated record